Molecule: messenger RNA, 495 nt
Organism: Abrus precatorius (Indian licorice)
Lineage: Eukaryota; Viridiplantae; Streptophyta; Magnoliopsida; Fabales; Fabaceae
Exons: 1
Coding region: 1-495 (164 amino acids)
Source: RefSeq, a predicted model, not a curated record
AUGAAAGAUCUUGGCACAUUGAAGUAUUUUCUGGGCAUUGAGGUUGCUCGUAGUCCUACGGAAAUUUUCCUUUGUCAGCGCAAAUAUGCGCUUGAUAUUAUCUCUAAGGCUGGUCUUCUUGGCGCCAAACCAACUGGCACUCCAUUAGAGCAAAAUCACCAUUUGUCCUCAGACUCUGGGCCACUUCUUGAUAACCCGGAGCGUUAUCGUCGCUUGGUUGGGCGCCUGAUCUAUCUUUGCUUCACCCGUCCUGAGCUAUGUUUUAGUGUGCACACUUUAUCUCAGUUUAUGCAGCAACCUCAUACUGUGCACUGGGACACUGCUCUCCGGGUGGUUCACUUUCUCAAAGGCAAUCCAGGACAAGGUAUAUUACUUUCAAGUAGCUGUGAUCUCCAGCUUCACGGGUGGUGUGAUUCUGACUGGGCUAGUUGUCCUCUUACCCGUCGCUCCGUGACUGGUUGGCUUGUCCAACUGGGCCAAUCUCUUAUUUCGUGA